AUGUUGGAUGCAAUGAGUGCCAAAUCUGCUCGGGUGGCGGAGGGCAGUUCAGUAGGAGGCAAGAAAAAUAGAGGGACUGUAAUCACUGUAGCUUAUGUGGGGACGUUUGGGUUUGCUGCAGGGGGGGGGGGGGCGGAUACUGAAUUUUUCGAAUUGAUCGGCGCAUCACAGUGUACCACAUACAUGUAGCAGGUGUCAUAAAAAAUAGAAGCAAACAUAACAAUAAAUUAUCAUAGUUCUAAAUAAUUAUUGAAGUUAGAAUUUCCUUAAAGAAUUAUUUAUGUAUAAGCAAUGUCUAGUGCUGGACUAAAUUUUAUGCUGACAUAACAGAAAAAAAAACCACAGAGCAAUAAACUUAACUCCAGGGCCGGGUUGUUCAAAGAAGGGUUAAGUUAACCCAGGGUUAGUGCGAAAUUGAUUUCAGAUGUGAAAGCUUGAGAAGCAAAAUCAGUUUUAUUCUUUCUGCCAACAAUUUGAUGAUUGGAUGCUCUAAAAAGAAGAAAAGAAAUUACCCUGGAAAAUACUUUAGAACAAAAGAAAAAGAAACCCGGGUUAAAAUUUAACCCUGGGUUAGCGCUAAUCGGCCUUCGAACAACUGGGCCCAGGGCCCAACAGCUAAUCCCAGCCAGCCAUCACACCACACAAAAUAGUGACAACAUUAUUAUCUAUAUUCAUGUAUGUUGGCAUGACCCUGAAGUAGUCAUGCUUCCUGUCACAUUAAGAUGCUAAGAUAUUUUGUGACAAACAAGUUGUGAUCAGGUUGUUUCCUUUUAAAUCAAAUAAACAGAAAACUAAAUUAAUGUAGUGAGUUAAUACAGAUAAGAUGUGUUCAAGUCUUGUGACCAGCAUGUGCUGUUCAUUUUAUGUUGUUCCUCUGUCUUUAUGAUGGGCUGAAUUAUUGUGCAGAAAGAUUUUUUGUGAAAGUGUGUUGUUCAAGGUAUUGGGUUUUUCUAGCUCAGAUCUUGUUUACAAGGUUUGUUUUGAACUUUUGCAUCAAUGACAUUUUUCUGGCUGUUUCCAGCAUCUGUGAGGUUCCAAAUUAAUUGUAGGCUGAGGUAUUAUUUUACUGUCAUGUAUAUAACUACUGUGAAAGAUCUUGUAACAGCUUAAGGCAAAUAUUGGGAAAUAUAAUUUGCAGAAUUUAUGGGACACGUCACAUUUAUGUGGCAUAAAGGUCUGGUAUACACUACAUCCAUGUAUUUAGGCAAGUUUGCUUGACUACAUGUAGAUCCAUAUCGGACUCUUUCUUUCAUCCUCUAGGAAACAUUAGAUCUUGAGAUUUAGAGGCUCUGCAUGAUGCUUCCAGCUUUAACAUGUUUUUAAUCUGGUCAUAUUAUGGAUUUUUUAUGGUAUGUGUGAUAUACAUGGAGUAAUUUUUGAUGGAAUGUGCAAUGUCACACAGUAAUAAAUGAUAACAGAAUCCUUUAUUAAUAAUCCUGAAGGCCUGUUUUGUAAUAUUGUUUCUUGCUAUUUCUAUUUCAGGCUAUCUGUUCCUAGUUACUGAGUGGCUAUAAAAGUGAAGUAUCCAAAGUAAAAAUGUUACGAGUUCACGCUUCACGUUUCAAGAGAAUCCUUCAACAGCAGUUCACUUCAAGCAGUGGAAUAUGGUCAGCAUGUAGAUACAUCCAUGCUGGGCAGAAAUACUGCGCAAGUGAAAAGCCGGAGCCUCAAAGGAGCGAGAUAAAAAAACUUCUUGUAGCAAAUCGUGGUGAAAUUGCUAUCAGGGUUUUCCGAGCUGCUGCAGAAGCAGGAAUUGAGACUGUUGCUAUUUAUUCUGAACAAGAUGCCAAUCUUAUGCACAGACAGAAGGCUGAUGAAGCUUAUCUUAUAGGCAAAGGAAUGCCUCCUGUAGCAGCUUAUUUGAAUAUUCCGGAGAUCAUCAAAAUAGCUAAGGUUGGUGCCAUUAGUUAAUUAUUUUUUAUAUACUGUAAACUUCCGAUUAUAAGCCUUGGGCUUAUACAACUUCGUAAGGGGUUUUAGAGGGCUUAUAAAUGAAGGGGCUUAUAUUUGGGGGGGGGGGGGGUGGGGGGGGAAGGGGGGGGGUGCUUAUAACCGGACUAAAAAAAGUGUGUCAAAACAAGCACUCUCUCUUUUUUUCUUGGUCCAUCAACCAAAAUGUAAAUGUGCGAGACACACAAAUGACCAUGCGCAUGACUGAAGAUGCGAGACAGGAGAGGCAUGAAAAGAGAGAGACUACCCGCAAAGCCAGGGAGAAUGGUCUUUCACGGUCUAGUGAUUUUUUGGGUAUGAAAACUGAAGUGUUGUCAUAGGCCAAGAAGUUGCUUGAACAACAGAGGUUUCCCUUCAUUUCUUUUUAACAUGUAGCUUAUGCAGUGCAUAAUGUCGAUUCUAAACCAAUUGACUGAGCAAAUCAUAAUUUUGGCCACUAGUCUCACAUUUAGAGGCCAUGAAGCUGGUCAGCAGAUUUCCUGUGGCUUAUGUCUUGAAUGAGAUCAUGCAAGGCCUAGCUCUUUUCUUGUUUGUGGGAUGUUGAAUUCUCACCAGAUAGUGUUCUAAGUUUCCUAAUCGUAGCUCAACUAAAGCUAAGCCAGCUGUAGAGAAUUGUCCUGCAAAUCAUUCAAGACCAUUCUUUGGGAGCCUAUUUGCUAAAUUUGAUUUUUGUUUUUUCUUCUUCUUGAGAUUCAAAGUAACUGAAUCUUUGUUCUAUAGCGUGAUGUCCUCUAGUGCAUCCGUUGGUAAUUACUUUUGUUUUAGCUUUUUAAAAUAAACAGUCCAACAGUGAUUUUGUUACAAUUAGUUAUGGUGAGUCCUGGGACUCAUCUAUAUACAGGGCUCAAAGUUAGCGACUAACUGGUCGCAUAUGCGACUGGAUUUUUGGUUGUGCGCCUAAAAAUUCAUGUGUAAUCGCACCUGUGCACCAUAAAACUCAAAGCACAGUGUGACUGACUGACUUCCGACUAUACUUACGAACUCGAACUAGAAAGACAGCGCAUGUUUAAUUGGUCUUUUCUCUCAAUGGAUUCUACGAACUCGAAUGUUCUUUUUCAUUUCGAUGUUUUACUCUAUCCCAGACUCUUCUGUUUUGUAAUAAACACCGCUGACACAUGCAAAUAUAUGCUUGAUCAUGUCGAACGUUCAGUUUUAACGUCAAUCAAAACAAAAACAGUGCGGAUUAAGAGCCUUUUUUUCCAGGUAAGAAAGUUUUUUAUUUCGUAUUCCAGUUACAUGUAAGUCAUUGCGCAAAAAUUCAUUAAAGAUUAAUUUUCAUUCUUGUUCGACACACUCAUUGUUGUCAGUUUUGAAUUGUUUUUCAAGUGUAAGUUUUCUUUAGUCACAACUGUACUGUCAAAAAGAGAAAUUAGUAUUAAAAAUCACAACGGUAUUACUGCAUAGCAAAUCGGCUGUGUUUUAUCAAUCACAGGACUGAAGUAAAAGAACAAACUGAAAAUGACAAACAAGACUUUACUUUUUCUUUUGUUCGAAAUAGAUGCUCCCAACAUAAGCUGUGCUCCUAAAAUUUUCAGCUGUGUGCUUAAAAUUUCGGCAGUGUGCCUAAAAAUUUACAUCUGGUAGCACAAGUGCUCCCAAACUCAAAUUUAAACUUUGAGCCUUGAUAUAUUGAAAAUUCAUGAGUCCUUGUCCAUAGCCAAUGAGUCCCGCAGUUAAAAAAAAAAAAAAUCACUGGUCUAAGAGUCUUGUAGUCUAUAUGCAACUUUCUGUUCUUUCUAAGCAAGACCGCAUGCAGUUUUGGAACCAAAGUGUUCCUCAUCAGUGAAGAGAGGCUUUGAGCAUUUAAAUUGCGAUCAUGUCACAUACCUGGAGAGAUGAGACCUUCUAAUGCUUCUCUUUGCUCUGUAUCUAAUGUUUCUAUUUUGUGGAAAAUGUGACACACAUUCCUGCAGUGCUUCAGCCAUCAUUAACUCGUGAAUGGUUUCGAUUGUUGACAGUUUGUUGUCAACACUUCAUGCAUCAGCCAAUUGUAUUUUGCGUUGUGAGGCCAACGCAUACAUUUCAUUUGCCACGGCUGCCACCCUCUCUUCUGGCAUCUCGCAGCUUCGCCGCUUGACGCUUACAUGUGCAUGCACUCCCCUCACAAAAUUUGAAGAAAUAUAGGUACCUUUAACUUGCAAGAGCUAUUUUGAAUGCUUCAGUGUAACCAUAUCAACAAUCGACUGUUGUUGGUUCUCUCCUGUGCUCCGAGAGGUUUUUCUCUGGGCACUCCGGUUUUCUUGCCUGCAAUAGAUUGCACAAUAUCAUGUUCGAAUCCUGCAGGGUCGCAAGGACAUAUGUCAGCAUUUUUAAUUUGCUAGUGAUUAGGUUUGUGAUUAGUCCGAUUUGAAUUACAACCUGUAAGUGUUGACAGGCCAAACACGACUAAUAGCUCGUGACAAGAGAUGGAUUGACCUUGUGAUAGUGUGAAACGUGACCUUAGAGUCAGCUUGAACAAUAGAGGUUUUUCUUGCUCUCUUUUUGCGUAGUUGCAUAUUGAGUAAUUAGUUACUGUGGUUUAUGUUUUCACAAAUGUUUUCUAACAGGAUUUGAUCACAGAUGCAGUUUCUUUUACCUCUGUUUAAGCUUAAGCUUUUUUAUUGCGGCUAAAUAACCUGGUUUCUUUGUUUUCUUUUAAAUGCCUGGACCUGAAUAGCUACAUGUGUGUAGUGUUUUUUUGGCCAUCAAUAUCAUGAUUUCCUAAUUUGUUUUGACGCUAGAACUGCCCUCUCAUUGUUUACUGUAAACGAUCCUUGUCAACUCCCUUCAGUCAACUGUCACGCACACGCAAGAAUUAGGCCAAUCGUGAAGUGCAUAAGAAACCCGUAAGAAACCCGCCUAUCAGAAAUGCUCACGUAUGUUCUUGCAACUCUGCUGGAUAUUAGAACAAGCUUUUGUGCACUAAUUCACAGACGGAUUAUAUUAAUGGUUUAGACGAGUGCGUGGGCCAGCUGCAACGCAGGCUACGGUUUUCCCCUCUCCUCAAAAACCAACAUUUCCAAAUUCCAAUUCGAUCUGGAAUCAGGUAGACGAAGAACCACUUUGUGGAUGUGCUACCUCCAAAUCAGUAUUUAUUUAUUUAGUAGACUGUACUACAGUUUGUUGACAAAAGCUCCCAUACUCGGUCUUAAUUGAGGGCUUCUGAUAUUUCGCGGAAAAAAAAGCAAAAUUUCGCGGGAUUUUCAGGGGCAAAUUCGCGGAAAAAUCGGCCAAUUUCACGGAAUUUUUGUGGGAAAAAAGUCAAAAUUCGUGGAAAAUUGGCUGAUUUUGCGAGAUUUUCGCGGGAGAAAAGUCAAAAAUUCGCAGAAAAGUAGGCCGAUUUCUCGGGAUUUUAGCGGAAAAAAAUCAAAUUUCAGAGGAUUUUCAGGGGCAAAUUCUUAGAAAAAUCGGCCGAUUUCAUGGGAAAUUUCGGGGGAAACUUCGCCAAGAAACAAUCAGUAAGAAACAGCCCAUUUGGCUGGAUUUUUUUUGGCAAAUUUCGCUAAAAUCGAUCAAUUUUGCGUCAAUAUGACCAGCGAUGUUUAACGUUUUUUUAACAGGGAUAAUCAUUUGCUCUUUCAACAACAGUUUACUCGAGAAAUGAGCGAAUGCUAAAGCUAUUAACAUUAUGGUUAGUGCCCAGUUUUUCGCAACGUUCAUCUAAAAACGUGUGGUAGUUUUGGGACGUUGUUUACUCAUUGCAGUGACGAAGUUUCAAGAUAAAUUUGGACGUUUGGGGUGAAUAAAACAGGUGUAAUAGCCAAGAUAAGUAUUAAAUAUGUUUUGCCGACAUGUAUUUGGAAAUAUUUCUGGCGGAUUUCGCGGGAUUUCGCGGAAAUACCUGAAUUUCGUGGGUCCGCGACCGUGCGAAAUAUCAGAAGCCCUGUCUUAUAGGGUGUUUGCUAAUUGUUUUGAUCCUUCCCCAUACAUGCAUGCCCUUCCAGAAUUUAUUCCAGUUUUUUAGGCUUAGACUUGCCUUUUAAAAAAUUCAGACUUUAAAUAAAAGUUUAAACCAUCCUCUCCCUUGAAUUUCUAAUGACCUUAAUUUUAUGAGUUGGGCGUUUGAUAUUGCAGAAAUAUUUUAUGUAUUUACCUCAGUAGUCAGUCAAUAGAUUUAAAGAAUCAGUUAGACACCCAUGAUUGUUAUUGUUUUAUUUUCAAUUAGAUAUAGAUAAAAUCGUACUGAUAUUUAUAUUUCAAAAACUGAUUGUAGAAACUGUAACUUGGUUGUCAUGUUUUUUGUCCUUUUUGGGGGGGACUGGAGUUUACUGCGCUUUUCACAAACAUGCAAACUCUAAAGUUCAAAAGCUGCCUUCACAAUUGCGUUUUGCACUGCGGUCAAUCAUAAUUACGAUCACAAGCAACAAAUCUUGAAACACAGAAACACACAAAACGGAUUGAAAUCCACCAAUCACAAAUCACAAACCAUGACCUAUUGAACCUGUUAAAGUAAAGUUUUGUUUCCUAAGAGGUCUGUUAAGAUGAUUGACGGCAGCGAAAACCGUAAUCGUCUUUUGGCUUUUGAACUUCAGAAUUCGUAUGUUUGUGAAAAGCGCAGUAAUUUUAAAGUUAACCAUAAUUUUUGUAGCCUUAACAGAUUCAGGGAAAAUUCACUAAAUUAACCCCAAGAUCCUUUCUGAGGUGUUUCUGAUGUAUAAUAACUCAGUUCGGGUCUUAAAACCAUUUGUUAAUUCAACUGCCAAAUGUAAUGAUCUCAACCCAGUUUUCAUCUCCUGGCUUUGGAGAAUUACAUACUGUAAUAAAUGUUUAAGGAUUUUAAUUAUCAAUCUGAUUGUUAAUAUAUUCCAUACUCAAUAUCAAAGGAUACAAAUGCAGAUGCCAUUCAUCCAGGAUAUGGAUUUCUAUCAGAAAGAGCUAAUUUUGCAGAAGCUUGUGUAAAGAAUGGUAUUGUUUUCAUUGGACCUUCUCCCUCAAUUGUCAAACUUAUGGGUGACAAAGUAGAAGCACGGAAAGUAGCCAUUAAUGCUGGUGUGCCUGUGGUACCAGGCACAGAGACACCAAUAAAAAGUGCUGAAGAAGCUAAGGCAUUCUGUGAGGAGCAUGGGCUACCUGUGAUUACAAAAGCGGCAUAUGGAGGUGGUGGGCGUGGUAUGAGAGUUAUUAACAGGUUGGAAGAAGUGGAGGAGUACUUUAAUUUGGCCAGCAAUGAAGCAUUUGCAGCUUUCGGGGAUGGUUCCAUGUUUAUUGAAAGAUUUGUUCGUGAGUACAUGUACAUGUGUAUAUGAGUCUUGUCACUGGCCGUGUGUGUGAAAGCCAAAAAUAAAAAGAACAACUAAAUGGCUUUGCAACAGAAGCAUAUAACCCACUUCUUUCUGCUUUGCAACUCAUACAUGAUUAUGUAUUUUUAAGUUGGCAAUUUUGAUUUGUCAACUGAAGUGUGUACCAGUUUUCAUUGUUUUAGUCUGCUUUCAUGUAGUUGAAAGGGUACAGCUGUACCUGGAAUAAGGUCUCAAGUGACUUCUAAACGAGCAACUGGAUUCUCCCUUCACUUUGCAAUCUUUGUGAGUCAAAGAGGGAUUCAUGUGUCACUUUGUAGGACCUUAUUCGAAACACCUUUUAAUUUAGCUGUUGUUUCAUCAGAAGAGGGCAGAAUUACAAAAUACUGCAGGAACUCAUCUUACCCUUAUUUGUUAAACAAUAGAAGCAAAUGAGUGACCAAAUUUUUUUUAAUGCCAUGAACAUUUUUGUUAUAUUAUUGUAAUUUUUCCAGCAAAACCAAGGCACAUAGAGGUCCAAGUGAUGGGUGAUGCUUAUGGAGAUGUGGUCCAUCUUUAUGAACGGGAUUGUUCAGUACAGCGUCGUCACCAGAAAAUAAUCGAAAUCGCCCCAGCUCCAUUCCUGGACCCUGAAAUCAGGGACAAGAUGACAAGUGAUGCAAUCAAACUGUGUAAAGCUGUAGGAUAUGAGAAUGCAGGAACAGUAGAGUUUUUGCUUGAUCCAGAGGGGCAUCAUUAUUUUAUGGAGGUGAACGCAAGGCUGCAAGUGGAACACACUGUGACAGAAGAAAUAACUGGGUAGGUUGGAGGGAGGGAGGGAGGGAUGGAGGGAGGAGAAAAGGGAGGGGUGCUAAGAGUUAAGGCUGUUUUCUAGCAUUAUGCGGGGCGGAUCCAGGAAUUUUUGGUUGGGGGGGGGGUCCCCCUGUUAAACUUGUGGCAAAUUACUUCUCACAGAGAUGACCAUGUGUUUCUCAAUCCGUGAACACCAGUCACCGCUGGCACGGGAAGUACUGCUUUGCAAGCAGAGGCAGAGGCGAACAGGUCAUAGGAGGGUACCCAAAAAGAAUUACAUUUUUGAAUAUCCCUGGAAUUUAGUUUAGUGGCAAAAUGCAAUGCGUGUUUCAUUUAAAUAACUCAGUGAGUUAAAAAGUGAUAUGCGAUCCUGUCGAUGUAAGAAUUCCAGUCUCAAACAAGCGUCAGUUCGGAAGGGGGGUUCUAGACCCCCAGGACCCCUCCCCUAGAUCUGCCACUGCUAUGGCACUUGGUUCCUUAUCUUUGCUCUCAAUUAACUUUUGCAUAAAAAGAUUAAAUAAUUGGCACCCUGGAUUUCACAGGUUCAGAGCAUUAAGCUGAUCCCUGCAAGAACAGCAUAGCUUCAGUUAACAGAGAGCUUUUAUCAAAUAUAAAAUAUGAGUGCUAUAAUUUUAUGUCAUGGCACUUUAUCUCACAGUGUUGACUUGGUAAGAGCACAAAUCGGUGUGGCUGAAGGGAAAAGUCUGGAGGAGAUUGGACUUCGUCAAGAUGACGUUCAAGUCAAUGGAGCUGCAAUUCAGGCUCGUAUCACAACAGAAGACCCAGCAAGGGACUUCACACCAGACACUGGUCGCAUUGAGGUACCAGCUUGAUUUACUGUGCACAGAUCUGUUGAGCACCAACUGUUUCUUUGUUUAAGAAUGGAAACAGUACAAUUUAAGUUAUUAAAGACUACAGGUGAACCACUCCCUAUAUGGCAAAUUAUGGUCUUUGCCUAUUGAAAGUUUUUGUUUAUAGGAUCUCGACCAGGAACAGCUUAGACUAUUUUGACUGGGGCCCUCAUGAAAGCAAUGCUCUUCUUGUCAUUCCUGUUUAUGUACAGUUCCAGAAAAUAUGUAUACCCCCCUUCCAAUGCAGGGCACUUUUGCAUUAGAAUCCCUACCCUCCCUGGAAUUUCCAGUCCAGGGGUUGCUUGUCGUACCCCCUAUCCCCUCUGGCGACUCUCCCUCGUUCCUCUGCAUUAUUGGAGCUGUGGCUCCCCCACCUCUAGGGUAGCGUAGCGUCAUUUGCAUAACGUAUCCCAGGGCAAAUGGCCUCGAAGACCCAGGUAGGAUCCAGUUAUUUGUCACAGCCCUCUUUUUUUAAUACAGUGGAACCCCGCCUUAUGACCACCCUGUUUAAAUUACAACACCAUAAUUAUUCUUUCGACACAAACGAAAAGUCACUGAGUCAUUUUAUUAUUCUAUGAACCCCGUUAAUGCGACCACCUCGGUUUUUGACCAGGAUUUUAUGGCCCAACGGUGGUCGAAUUAACGGGGUUCUACUGUAUCGUAUUUUCUAGCGUGCUAGCAAGCUCUCCAUGUAUGGAGAGCAGAACGAACCGUAAGCGAACGCACCAUCUCGCAUGACUCCUCGCCAGCUCGCAUGACUCCUCGCGACUCUUCCAAAUGGAGAGCUUGUUCGCAGGCAGCGUAUUGAUUGAUUGAAUGAUUGAUUUUCAUUCGAUGAACGUGAGCACUGACGCGAGCAUGGGGGUGGGGGGAGGGUAGCAAGCGAGAGGUAGUGCCAGUUGACUUCAAAAUUUCCAAUUGUAACCAUUUGAAUAUUUCAUUCUCUGCAAGGUUUUCCGCACAGGUGAAGGAAUGGGGAUCCGUCUUGAUGGAAACUCUAUGUUCCCAGGCGCCGUCAUCUCUCCUCACUAUGAUUCACUGUUGACCAAAGUCAUAAGUCAUGGGUCAAACCACAGAGAUGCAGCAACCAAGUUACUUCGAGCAUUACGUGAAUUCCGUGUCCGAGGUGUCAAGGUAAUCAGUACAUACAUAUGUGUUUGGGUGUCGGUAGAGCGCGGGGUCGGGGUCUACCUUGUUUUUAAAGAAUGCUGUUUUAGCGUUAGAGUUAAGGUUAGGGUUAGGGUUAGUGUCAACCCUAACCCUAACCUAAAACAGCAUUCUUUAAAAAAAAAAGAUAGACCCCUACCCCGGCCCCGACCCCGACCCCGACCCCGGCCCCGACCCCGACCCCGACCCCGACCCCGGCCCUGACCCCGACCCCGACCCCGGCCCCGACCCCGACCCCGACCCCGGCCCCGACCCUGUCCCCGGCCCCGACCCUGUCCCCGGCCCCGGCCCCGGCCCCGCGUUUUACUGACACCCUAUGUGUUUAAUAGUCGGUAAUUAAAAAAAAAUUUGAUUAAAGGAAACAGACAGAAGCAAACAAAAAAUAGAAAACACACAAACAAAAGACGACUUCAAGAUUUCCAGCAAGGGCUAGCCUAUCCCGCCUGUUUUAUUACGAAAUUUAACUUAAUAGGCAGGUUUUAACCCAGUUUAUGACCGUUUAUAGUGUAUGCUCUGGAUGGAAUAAGUGAUGGCAGUUAUAAUACUUAGUUUAAUUAUAUUUUGAGCAGGGGCACCAAAGCUCAGUACUUUUGACCAGAAGAUUCAAUUAUCUUGCGUGUUUUGCAUGCAUUGCAUUCGAUAACCGCAGCGGGAUUAGCUCAGUCGGUAGAGCGCUUGACUGCAGAGCGGGAGGUGGUGGGUUCGAUUCCCGGGACCGGACCAAAACUCGAGGUCUUAAAAUAACUGAGAAAUGAAGGUAUUGCCUUUGCCGAGCAAAUGGCUAGACCUUGCUUCCCGUAGCUCGGAUGUCAUCACCACGUAAAGUGGCGGUCCCGUCUCCGGUAGGGUAGGUAACGAUAGUCCUACCUUACGCUAAGUAAAUUGACAAUCAAAUAAGGUGCGUUUUUUUUAACCUGCCGCUUGAGAAACUUGUCUCCUUUCGCUUCAGCCGUUCGAGUUGUUUUUUUCCGUCGACCGUCAUUUGGUUUGGCUAAGCCACGCAUUAGAGGAAUUUUCGUAUGACCUUGAAAAAUGAUUUCGUUAAGUGUUCGUUACUUUUUUUAUCAGCCAGUGGAUGAAAAAUCAAAACGUGGCCUCUUCGUUUUCUCGCCAAAGAAAACCCUAAUAUGGAGAAGGCAUUGUUCGAUUGGCCAAUCGUGUUGCAGUAUGAUGUCAAAGCAAAGUAUCGGUUGAUUUCUAGAAAGUUCUCGGGCAUGAAGUUUUUUUCACCCGAGUGUUCGUUUAACCAACCAAAAGUCACGCGCGUUUGUAUCCGUUCGAUAAAUCAAUCAAAUCGCUUUAUUUCCGUUAGUUUGUUGUUUCUGUUUUGUUUGCGCGUUUUCAUUUCAAGGUCAUACGAAGUAUGACAGUCAGUGUCAUUUAAAACAACUUGCUUAAGCCUAAAAUGUCAUUUGCUUUGGUUUGCAGACUAAUAUCCCUUUCGUAAUAAAUGUGCUCAACGAGGAAGAGUUUCUCGGAAGUGCUGUGACCACAGAUUUUAUUAUGAACAAACCAGAACUUCUCAAGGUAGAGCGAGGACAGAACCGCGCCCAGAAACUACUCCAAUACAUUGGAAAUGUGAUGGUGAAUGGACCCUGUACCCCUCUGGCAACAGGUCUCAAGCCAUCAAAAGACGCGCCAGUAGCCCCAGAGGUGAGCACCGCAUUUCCUUAGCCCUUGUCCUACAAGUUUCUGUUUAUAUGACACCGCAGUUACUUGCAUUCCAGAAUGAGUUUCGUUCCAGAGUGAAGUUCGUAUUGCAUUCCCAUGAUAAAAUCAAAUGGCUCAGCCUAAGGCGUUCUCGUUUGUACGCAUGCGCCACUUGCCCUGGACUACACGAUUUGCUAUUUUCAAUCCGGAACAAAGUUCGUGUUCAGUUUACAUGAUACCAGGAUAAAAAUUUCGUACCAGAACAAGCGUUUUAUUCGGAAUAAAAACCGGGAUGAACUCAUUGUGGAAUGACUUGUACUGGAACGAAAUGUCGUCUCGGUAUCACGUAAAGAAACACAGAGAAAUAUUUAAAGAUGGAAUGAACUCGUUCCAGAAUGAAAGUCGUUCUGGUAUCAUGGGAAUAACCCCUAAGUAGACUGAAAAAACAUGGGACAUCUCGCGACGAAAACAACAGUUACCCUGCGAAAUGACAUCUGACGAAACGAGCUCAUAAAUUCAAUACUGAUGACGUGUCACUUCCUUGAUCUGGGUGGUGCUUCUUAUUGGCUGUGCCGCAAGGAAGAUUAAUUGCUUCAACCAAUCAGAAGCACUACCUAGACCUGGGUAGCGACACGUCAUCAGUAUGGAAUUUCUGUGCUCGCUCCUCAGACGUCAUUUCGCGCGGAAACCAGUGGUGACGUCGCGAAAUGUUGGCUGUUUUCUCAGAUUAGCGUGUAAGUAGCCCCUUUCUAAUAAGCUCCAAUGAUGCCUUUUUCUCCUAGUUGGGCGUACUUGUAUUGGCUACUUCGAAGUUGGGUUCGAAUCUACUGAUGUCUUUGUUGUGUUGUUAAUAAGAAAUCAACUAACAACUAUCGUACUGGGAGCCAGUUAGCUCGAGAGUCUCACGAAAUGUCGAUAUUAGACAAAGAAAUUUCAUCUCUUUUUGUUUCACGUAAGGUUCCAAAAGCAUCUGGAAAUUCGGACUUUUACAUGCGACCUAGUGGCUUGCGAGAUGUGCUACUUCAGCAGGGACCAGAAGGCUUUGCUAGCUGUGUGCGUAAGAGCAAUAGACUUCUGCUGACUGACACAACAUUCAGAGAUGCUCAUCAAUCACUUCUGGCCACCAGAGUGAGAACUCAUGACAUGCUCAAAGUGGCUCCAUUUGUGUCACAUUAUCUAGCCAACGCUUACAGCUUGGAAUGUUGGGGAGGUGAGUCCAUUGACUACUCUUGUGGCAUGGUUCGCAGACUCGAAAAGUCCAUUUUUCCUUCAAAAGUCCUUAAAUUUCCGUGCAAGUCCUUGAAAAGUCUUUGAACUUUCUUAAACUUUGAAUGUAGUGGUUUGGAAAGUGUUCUUAAUGCUUUUUGGUUGUCCAAAACAGAAUAUAAAUCAUUGCUCAGAGAAGUUAAAGGUGAUUUACAUAAAGCGUUUUGUUGUUCUACGAAAAAAUUAACGGUCAAUUCCAGACAAGUAAACAUAGAGACAGAAAAUGUAGAGAGGUUGGUGGAGCAAACAGUUCAAGCCGUUACAGUCCUGUGAGAAUGGACUUGGAGUGUGCAUUUUUCUAAAAUCUGUGAAAUAUAUUCCUGGCAGGUGGUCCUUAAAAAUCAAAUGCGGUCCUUGAAAGUCCUUAAAAAUUGUUGCAUUUAUUUGCUUGAAUCCUGUGAAGGGGCUGUGUCAUAAUGACACAGAGUUCUACAUUUUUUGGUCAAAGCUUAUCUGAAUUUAUAAACAAGUAUUCUCAGUCAUCUUUUCUCCUACUUGGACUUCUACAAGAAAGAUAUUAAGUGAUUCUAGGAAAAGAAAGCAUGGUCAGGUUUUGGACAUUUUUCGACAAGGAAGGCCGAGUUUAACUUGAAAAAGUUGGCCCAAUUUUCUCAAGUUGCAAUCUGUUUCCAUCCUGGCUAUCGAAAGUCAAAGAAUUACACUUACGGUUAAAGUAAAAAUUUAAAAGAAAAAUGUAACAGUUAUUUUAGGGUUUUCUUUGAUUCCAAUGUGUUUUUAGGACUUUAAAGCAAUACCAAAAAUUGUGACCAAGCACCUUUAAUCGCAUCCGAGUGUAACGCCAGUUGUAAGGUUAUUUUAUCUCUUUGCAGCUUUAUGCUUUAACUUCACGAGAGAUUAGGCAUGCAUCGUCUUGCACGCACUUGCAGAUAUUUUGCGGUGUGCAGUGGUGUAGUGUCCGCCUUUUCUGUACCCUCUGUUGCCAAGAAUCCUUCUUAGUUCACAUGACGUUUACAAGAUGAAACGUUAAUAAUUUCUUUUCAAACUUGAUCUUGAAUAUUACCAACAUUUCCCAUUCUACUUCCUCCUUUUCCAGGGGCAACAUUUGAUGUAGCGCUGCGCUUUCUGUAUGAGUGUCCGUGGGAACGCCUUGCUCAACUGCGUGAAGCCGUCCCAAACAUUCCAUUCCAAAUGUUGCUGAGAGGCGCCAAUGCAGUAGGUUACACCAGUUACCCAGACAAUGUAGUGUUCAAAUUCUGUGAGAAGGCACAUGAGAUGGGCAUGGAUAUUUUCAGAGUGUUCGACUCCCUGAAUUACCUUCCAAACUUACAGGUAAAGUAGAAGUGAAUGGCAUUUGUUUGUUUUCCACCAGCUGAUGAAAAUCUGGAUCCGCCCUUAUUUAUGGGUGGCGACCAAUACAUUACCAUAUUUAUUCGAUUAAACGGCGCAGAUGGAAGCAAACACUAAUAAACACCGACUUCGAAUAAAGGAUUCACCCAGUCAGAAGAAUGCGGCGUUUAUUCGAGGACUAUGAAAAAAAACCUCAAUACAACCGACGGUUCUCUGCUCCCUUCUCCCUCGCGCGUCCCAAUUUUCUUCCCCUUCCCUUUCGAACUCCUGCCACGGUUCAGUUUAACUGAACUUGGCUUCGAUAGGUAGUUGUUUAUAGGCUAAUGUUGGGCCAAACGUCGCUAGAACGUGUCAUGGGAAUGAACUACCACCCCCUUCCUCUCUCGAGGGUUGAAAGCUCCUGCCGAGGCAAGAAAGGUCGAUUCGACAGCUAAAACGCAGGGGAAUCACACCCGUUUUAAACCCUGAACUCCAUCCCUGUUUCGACGGAAUGAAUCGUCACUCUUACCUAGUCCUGUAGUGUUACCAUUCAAAUAAAACCUCUUUGGCUGAGCUUUUGCAUGGUGCAAUUUAUUUCUUAAGAUUUUGCAAAAAAUGAUUCUGUAAUUUUUGUGAAUUUUUUAAAUUGCCCACCGGUAGGUUUGAAAGGGGUAUUGCUGUUGCUUUUGCAAGCCUGGCUUACUGCGGUUUUUCUGUGUUAUUCCAUUCCAUUUUUGUGAAUUUUUUAUUUUGCCAGCAGUAGGUUUAAAAGGGGUAUUGCUGUUGCUUUUGCAUGGCGGGCUUACUGUGAUUUUUCUGUGUUAUUCUAUUAGUUGGGUAUUGAAGCAGCCGGUCAGUCAGGAGGAGUAGUGGAAGCAGCCAUAUCUUACACUGGCGAUGUGUGCAAUCCAAAGAACUCGAAAUACAACAUUGAUUAUUACAUGAACUUGGCCACAGAACUAGCGAAAUCUGGCAUCCACGUACUUUGCAUAAAGGUAACUUCAAGUGUGUGCUAAUUUAAACAUCACAUAAUUAUAAGCCUGUCAAAUUUGUGAUCAGCGGAACAGGUGUGCCAAAGAAAUUUAGACUUGAAAAACGUCUAAAAAAUAUCAUUAUUUUUGUUCAAAGCGCGAUUUUUUUCGAAAAAUUUCUUGUAGUAAUGUGUUCUUUCAGUUAACUAGGAUGUUCAUUAGGCAUCGGAGAUCGGAGAAUUCCCCGUUUACUAAGCAGAAUUCUCCGGCUAACGUUUGGUAGGCUCUGGCUAUUAUUUUAUUCAGACGUGGAGCCUCUUUCAAAAUAUUCUUCUGUAACAUUACACCUUUCUCCUGCUACUGGAAUUCUUAAUGAAAACCCUGGUUAACAUAAUAAAAAUUUUACGUUAUGCGCACUUUAAAACGAAAUGUAAUUUGGCCGAAUUGACCACUUUCCUUCAUUGAGACGUUAAUGCACCUUUUUUCCCCAAAAAAAUUUUGCAUAACCAUUUUCUUCGAUUUCUCUUGGGAUGACUGUAACACCCGGGAGGAAUUUGAAAACCUUUUUUUUGAGGGGGGGAGGGGGGUAAACAAGUUGCAUUACGGUCUCAGUGAAAAUGGUGAAUUGACUUAUUCCUAUCCGUUUUUCAUUGGUUCAAACCAGAAUCACUGCCAGCUUUUCUGCUUGUCUUAUUUGGUGGUUUGCUUUUGCUUCGUAAUAGGACAUGGCUGGUGUUUUGAAGCCCAAUGGCGCUUCGCUGUUGGUCGGCUCCCUUCGAGCCCAGUUUCCCAAGCUGCCUAUCCACAUACACACCCAUGAUACCGCGGGAGCAGGCGUAGCCUCCAUGCUGGCCGCGGCGGAGGCUGGGGCCGACGUGGUGGACGUUGCUGUGGACUCUCUUUCUGGAAUGACGUCACAGCCAAGCAUGGGCGCGGUUGUUGCUGCUCUGCAAAACUCGGAUAAAGAGACAGGUUUGACGUUGGUGCUUGCUAAAAUAAACAAAGUGAAAUGUUUGUCAUAAUAUUAUAGGUGACGAAUUACUCCUUAAUUUUGGCGCGAAAUUUCAGCGUUAAUGUGCACUUUCACAUAUGAAAUUACAAAAUUGCCAUGGCAACCUUCCGUACGUCUCAGUACAUUAAGGUGAUGUUACACGAGACGAUUCACAACGACGACUUUUAGCGCAACACAACUUUGCAACAUUGUUUCGAAUGGUUACAACAGUGUUCCAACAUUGCAGCGCUGUGUUGCGCUAGAAGUCGUCGUUGCGAAUCGUCUUCUGUAACAUCACCUUUAAAAGACGCUUUAGAAAACCUAAACACAUGAAAGAGCACAUCAAGAAGGAUUCUAACAGUGUCGAAAAAUUCUGAAAAUUGCAAACUUAAGCCAAAUUUAAGCUCUAAACGUUUGAGAGAUUGGAGUUCUCUAUCGAUACGAUCCAGGGUAAACAUGUAAAAAAUCCUCGAUUUGUAACGUAAUUUGUCACCCAUGAUAUUAAUAGGUAAUCAAAUGUUAUACUUUUCUUAGCGUUUUCACAUGACGUCAAGUCCGUCAUGUUAGUGUCUUAAAACAAUAAAACGGCGAUCAUAAUUAUUAGUGUACCAAGUCAAUUCUCUUGGGCGGUUGCGUUAUUUUCUUUUGUUCUAGUAAAUUUGCAUACAUGCUGGGCACCUGAGUGAAAACGCCCCAUCUUAAAGUUUCAUUGCUUUUGAUUUGUAUGUACGUCCAGCUUCAGAACGUACUCGCAUUAAUAUCCCAUCAUGCCGAUCGCACUCAAGGACUCUUUUUUAUUUCCUUAUAAGGAAUUCCACUAGAGCGUGUUCAUGAAUACAGUGAGUACUGGGAGCGAGCUCGGCCGCUUUACGCGCCAUUCGAGAGCACAGUGACAAUGAAAACCGGAAAUGCUGACGUCUACGAUAACGAGAUUCCGGGAGGACAGUAUACAAACUUACACUUCCAGGCCUACUCCCUGGGGCUUGCAGAUCAGUUCUCUGAUGUCAAGAAGAAAUACACUAUGGCUAACAAUCUACUUGGCGACAUUGUCAAGGUAAGGGUGCAGUAUCCUGCACCAGUUUCUUACAGGGUCUGAAACAACAAAAUCUACCAACUGUGACAUCUUCUCCAUUGAAAGUACCGUAUUUACUUGAACAAGCGCCGCGGCGCUUUUUAACUUUUUCUCCCAAAUGCGGUGCUUAUUCGAGGGCGGCGCUUACUCGAGUAAUACGGUAUUUUCAUUCGAGCAUCAACAUGUCAUUGAGGUGCGUCCAUUGGUUGUUUGUGACCAGAAUGGAUACCCCGAAAUCAGGUAGCCAUCUUCAGUUAAAAUACCGUGAAAAGAGUUAAAUAAAAAUGUAGUAGAUAAAAGAAGGUAGAAAACAGAAGGAAAAAACACGCAUCAUUUGACUAAUCCACAUCCGUGUCUACAAUACUAUCAAGGGCUAGCUGCCGACACUAGCUAUUUUUAACGUACCUUAUAUAGCAUUGCUCAUAAUCAUUUCAUUAUUUGAAAGCUAACCAUUGUAAAAUAGUGCUUAGCCCUUAUAACUGUGUUUCAGUUUCAAACUCGAUACUCAACAAUACAAUUUACACUUUUCCCGAUAAAUGUGCCCAGUAAAUAUUUCUGUGACUACCACAAGUAUUGCAUUGUGUGAUCAUGAAUUGCCUGUAAAGUAAAGUUGCCUGUAAUGUUGCAUUAAAAAAACUGUUCAUCAGGACGUGUCUAACCUGAUUUUGGGGUAUCCACUCUAGUCACUAAAUCAUUAGUUGUGCGUCUCUUUCUUUUGCCAUUAGCUUAAAAAUCUCGUGAGCUUUCUUAGCCAUUCAACAGUGACUUGUUGUCACGUUUUUUCCUACGCUUGCCUUGACAGUUGCCACCUGCGUUUGCUUCGAGGUGUAAUUGGCUUAUUACGUCUCGCUGAACAUUUUCAUUGGGCAAAGAAGUGAUUUUUGAAAUUGUUUUUACAACACCUUUUUGAAAGCGGACGAAUUGUCACCUACUAUCCACUUGUGUUUUGUCAGGUAACACCAACAUCCAAAGUUGUGGGGGACCUUGCUCAGUUCAUGGUACAGAACAAGCUGGAUGAACGUGACGUGCUCGCGAAGGCCGAAGAGCUGGACUUCCCCUCAUCAGUAGUGGAAUUCAUGCAGGGUUACCUUGGACAACCUCAUGGAGGAUUCCCUGAACCACUCAGAACCAAAGUAAGUUAACUCGCCAACCCCUUCCCCCUCCCUCUAUUCACGACGCUCUAGGUGGACAUUUUCAACUCUUUUGAGGGCCAAGACAAGAUAGUAUAUAUUUGGAGUCUUAUGCCCGGCUGGUACAUCGACUUUUUCCCAAACAUUUGAAAUAACAACAUGUUACUCACAGGACGAUAGGUUUUCGAUUUAUAGAGAUAAUUUAGCUAAGAUAUACAGUAUUAGUGGUCUAUUAUCAAUUCUGCAUUCUGAUUGGUUGAGCUACUACUAGGCUAAAUGUUAUAGCCUACUAGUUAGCAAAAAGCGCCGGCUUUGAAAACCAAAACAAUGGCGGCUGAACCGCGUCUUGUUAGCCAAAGUUGUCUUGUCUCGAUAUUUUUGACCAACUAGUCGGAUUUUACUAAAACAAUUAUUCCUCUCGCCCUCAUGGCCUCUGAGUCAAUAGUCCAUUCGGCCUUCGGCCUCAUGGGCUAUUGACUUAGAGCUCAUUCGGGCUCGAGGAAUAAUUGUUAAUUAUUUGCUUUUUGUCUUCCAUCCCUUUUCUUAUUUUAAAGCAAACGAACACACGCCUUGCAAUCAGUUUUUGGGUCUCAGCCUUUCGGCUCUGAAGGAACAUAUUAGAAACAUGAAUAUUACGUUUGGUGACAAAUGGAAACUUGAUAGUUGUCCAUCUGAACCGAAAGAGGAAAAGAGACUAUUUUUGGUACUAUUUUACAAGAUGUCUAAGAUUUAGUGCUGUUGAAUAGUUUAAUAAACAUACCGCAAGAAAAUAGUUUCAUUUGAAUUAUCAUUCUGUAGGACUUUAUUCACUGGUGAAAAAGUUAAGAUCACCCUGCAGCCCCACAAGAAAUUGAAUAUCUCUGCGCACAUUUAUAUGUUAGGUUUUUGCUCUAGACUGCCCUAGUCCUUUCUUCCUAGCGCUUCUAAGCACUGUUUGAACCUCCUUUUUAAUAUCUUUCUUGAAAAAGGCGUAGGCCAGAGGAUUUGCAGCAGCGUUCAACACCAAAAGUAACAGAACUGCGUCUACCAAAAUUGUUGGACAGUUUUUACAAAAAGAGAAAUAAUUUUCGACGCUGUAACAAAGUACAAAUGUCAACACGACUACUCCGACAACUUUCGUCGAAGAAGCUUCGGGGCUUCGUCUGACGCGGCUCGGACGUUUUUCGGAGGCGCAGUUAUUGAAUCGUAAAUCAGCGAGGAGGCUCGAGAUUUCUUUCUUAUGUCUCCGUACUAUUAUUAGCAUGUGGAUAGUGGCCAUGGUUACCAAUACCGUGGGCAGGAUUUGAAACAAGCAUUUCAUAGCAAUGUUCACUACAACCACGCUAGUCGAACCAUCGCGAUAGUGAACUAAAACUGUGUAUGUUAUCCACGCAACUGCGGGAAAAACCCACGCGGUUGCGAUCAUUCGAAUUCUGCGCUGUGGAGUCAUGAACGCUAUGUACCUCAGCGGCAGCGCAACGGCGAUGUAUCUAUCGGCGGUCAUGGCGCAUAAGUUCGCCGUAGAAGCGUGUACAAAAAAACCAAGGUGAGCUAGGAUGACACGCCUGUGAUAAGCUGUGCAGUACGUCGGCCAUCUUUUACACGUGAACAGGGCUGGAAAUAAGAAUAACCCUACACAGAAGUCGGCGGUUGCAAGCGAGACAAUAAAAAAGUUCGCUGUUGUGCGGAGACGUCGUUUUGUUGUGACAAGCCAGAUCACUAGGGCAUUACCAGUCACAGCUAAAACUGUUAAGAACCAGCCUAUAAUCCAAAACCAUACGUACAUUUGACUGUACUCUAGAGCGCUUACAAUUUAAAAGCUGAAUAUGAAUAUAAUUUAACGAAGAAACAAAAGCCGCGCUGCUGAACGGCUUCCACUUAAGUGGCCAUGAUUAGCGUCACUGUAUCCACAAUCUAAAACGUGAGAUCGGUAAUGCACGAACCUCCAGUGCUUCACAAGUAUUUAAAAUUAUUCGUGGAGAAAUCAGCUUUUAGAGAUCUUUUGUCACUUCCCUUGCUUGCGUGGAGUUAACGACUUUCGGACAAUAUGAUGGGACGAUUGGAUAGUUUCAAAAAAACACUGGCACUAUAUCGCCCAAAAGAUAGUCCAGUUGAGGUCAACGGGGAGGGGGUUGCGUCCAACGGCGGACAUUCAACGACUGAAACUGAAGGACUUUCGAAUUUGAAACUGUAUCUUUUUCACUGCACAAUGCCAGUAAGCUCCUUUUCUUUGGUGUUAAUCCACUCUGAAGAACUGUAUUUCGAUUGCAGUUGCGCUUGUCUUAAAAUUGAUUGAAAUAAAGUGCUAAUCGAGUUUUUCUUUUGCCCGUAAAAGUCCUGGUAGUUUUUUACUACGCGAUGAUCACGACUUCUAAUACAACCAGCUGUCUUUUCAACACCAGACAGUUAAUUGUUAUUUUUUUUUUGCAAUCACUUUCCAGCGCUCAGUUUGUUGAUACAAAGGCGAAAUAGGAUGUUCACAGUUCGUUGUCAGCUGUGUUUAAUUGAUUUUAAGCUGUCACAUCCCCCGUUAAAAAUUCUCUUUUAACAGGCCCAAAAAGGCAAACAAAGAGUUCAAAACAACAUUGUUCUUUUAAUGCAUAUAAAGUACUGCAUUAUCGGUGUUGAUGUUUGUUUUAGCUAAGGAGAGAGAACUGAAUGCGGAGAUACGAACAGAUAAGAAUAGAUUUUAAAAUGAGUUCCCAACUGGACAAGACAAGAAAACUGACAUAAAAAAAUGAAAUAUGUUCGAUCAUUAUUUAAAAUACGAAAAUAACUAUGAAUUUUAUUCAUUAAUAUCUUUUGACUCUUGUGACGGCCCUGCUAAUUUUUUAAUUGUUUGCCACAAAUCGAACAGAUAAUAAUCACGGUUUCAAGUUUUACUAUUCUUUAAUGAUUUGUAAGAGUGCUGUCCAAAAAAAUAGAAUCUUUGCUAUUCACAAAAGUUAUAAUAUUAGUUAUAAUAACCUCAUGCUGUAUAAUCACAUCUCAAGCUAAUGUCAACUUGGAGUUAAGAAAGAAUACAGGCGUUACUUCAUUUUCUGGUUUGUGACCACGGCAACGCAAGCAGGUAGCGAAACACACCUCUGAUUGGUUUGACAAAAAAAUCCCCUGAUUGGUUGGGGGAGCAGUGUAUGUAUUUUCUUCAUAGAAGCAAAGAGAGGUCAGCUACGUAUAUAUCGGGCGUUUCUUGGGGGAAAGGAGAAGAGAGAAGCGAAAAGGGGAGACAGCGGGGGUGCACCCGUUACAACAACAACAACAACUUUAUUUAUUGUCGCAUGAAUUUGAGGAGGAGAAGGUUCUACCCGCAAGUAGCAAUAGCUAUUCUAGGCAGGUAGUUACACUGUAAAACAAGAUAUAGAGUACCAAAUACAAAGAUUUUACAAAAAGUUGCACUUACAUAUUUGGCGCGAAAUACAAGAAGUCGCAACUAAUAAAGAACUAAAGUUUCAAGGUUAUUGCAAUAUGUUCAAUGUUAGAUGUUUUUCAUUAUAUCAAUAAUUGAAGUUGUCGGAGAGGUUUGAGUUUUCAGAUUUCAGGAUAUUAGUAAGCAUUUCAUGUACUUAUUUUCUGAAUAAUUUUUUUCUCUCCUAUUCUUUAACAUUCUCACCGGGGUAAAACUUUCCAUGUACGUACACCAAAUCUGGAAAACGAGUAUUUUAGGCGAACGUUUUUUAGGGGUUAAGUUACGCGAAACGAAAAGGCCACGGUGAAUAACGAGGAGUGGGUAUUAUAGGCAAAACUCGACUUUGAAUGCAGUCGCGAUGAUUACGUCUUGUAAUUUUAUUAUCUUUAUCAAGAAGCAAAGAUAGCACAGCGGGAAGACUGUUUUUUUUUCUCAGCCAUUUUUUUAACCAUCCUCGAGAAUUUUUGUGCCAAGUAGGCCAACAUACUUCUUGAUCUUGUGAAUUUUUCAAAUUUUUCUAUUUGAAGUUUAUUAAUUUUUAAAAACACAUUUCUGCUAACAGACUUUGUGCACUUAAAUUGAAUAGUUUUUCUGGCCAAGUUUUGAGAAACGCACUCUUGCUCUGAGAAAUUUUCGUCCAAGUGGGUACUACAUUGGAUCCGGAAUAGGAGACAAAGAACCACUAGGUCGUAGAUGUACUACUGCUGCUCUAGAUCUUAUUUGUUAACCUGCGUCGCAGACAGUCGAAAUCCCCGAUAUACAGUCGAAGCUCCCCUUGCGACCACUCUUGUAAGCGACCAGCUCUAGUUACGACCACCUUUGUGAAACCCUGUUUGAACUGUGACUCAAACUUUGUAAUGAAAAGCGCUCGUAAGCGACUGCGACCACUUGUUGGAUUACCCAACUGGAAUUUUCCUUUGUUUUAAGGCUCUUGUAAGCGACCGCUCCCGUAAGCGACCGGGACCACUUAUUGGAUAACCCAACUGGACUUUUCCUUUGUUUUAAAGCCCUGGUAGGCGACCACUCAGAGUCUUGGAACAAAUUAACACUUCAAUGAAACUGCACACUACGCUUAUGAUUCAAAUAUUUUGAUUUGGGGUUAUUUCGAUCUAAAAAAUUGGACGUAAAUUUUAGCCGUGUCUAUAUCAGGUAAAAAAAACACUCAUUAAAUAUUAAUUUCUUUUGUUUUGGUUUUUCUUUAUGAAUUAUUAAUGACUUCCUGAAGCUCUCGUAACCGACCACCCUCUAUUGUUUUACUGUCAUGUGCGGUUGUUUGCGUAGGCUACCAGCUCUAGUUACGGCCACUUUCUCGAAUUUCUGAGGUGGUCGCUUACGAGAGCGUCGACUGUAUAUUCGCACCUCGAGUGACAAGUCCGGCUGCAACGCAAGGUGUUUUUGGUUUAAGUAUUCAUUUAUUUCUAUAUGUAUUGUUUACGGUACCUAAGGUGGCUAAGGGCCUAUUAUCGUAUUUUUUGACACCGUUGCUAAGGAAACGUCUUCAAGCUACAACUCGACAUAACCACGGCCAUAUGUGACAAAUUUCGGACAGGGAUCUCUAACUGGCCGGCUGCUUCUGACUGUGACGUCGUCAAAGGCUACGACGUCAUCAGGCUACCCCCGUUUUACUGAGAAAAGUACAUUUUGGCUCAAAAUACGUAGUACUAUCAUGAUCCACAUUUGCAUGCGAAAAAUUUUAAAUCACAGAAGUUUCGAUUAAGUAAAGCCUUCAGAAAUAAGAAUGGAGAGUGUUAAUUUGUUUAUUCAUUUAUUAACGUGUUAUUUAUGUUACCUUAACAUUUCUUUCACAGAUGUUGAAAGGUCGCCCCACCAUUGACGGGAGACCGGGUGAAUCAUUAGAACCACUAGACUUUGAUGGACUAAAGAAAAAGCUGCAAGAUGAGUAUGGUACGAUAUGCUUUUUGACCUUGCUUCUAGCAAUUUUCCAGUCUCCACCUGACCUGAAGGACAAGAAAUUGUGUAAAAAUAUUUCUUCCUUCGGUGUGGAAUUGUAAUUUGAAACUUACCAUUUGCAUCUGAGGGAUCAUUUCUCUCCGCCUUUCCUUUCCGCUUGUGAAAGUAAGGAGAUUAAUCCUUUCAUUUCCAGAGAGAGGCUGCAGUCAAAUUUCAACCAAAAAUUCCAAAUUUCAUUUUGUGAAAUGCUAAAAUACAAAUUGUACCAAUUGAAAGUACUGCCAAAGAGGUCUCGUUUGAAUGGUUACACUGCAGGAUUUCCUCCACAGACUCAAAAGUUGACUCCAUCACUUGGUCUGGGAAGGAAAGGGUCAAGUGGUCAAGUGGCCUGCAAGAAAAAGCUUCAAAACCUUACUCUUUGAUUUUCAAAGCAUUUCUAAGAGAGGAUAACACUCUUGCUCCCACAAGUCUGCUGAAGCUUUAGUGGUAGAGCAUCUGGACUAGUAACAGGAGGUCAUAGGUUCACUUAUGUCCAGAAAUGCGUUUGAUAUUUUGUUAACAAUAAUUUAAAAAUAAUUUGGCGAUUGUUCGCCAUAUUCGCCAUUUUCAUCAAUUUUUCAAUUUUUCGCCGAAAUCACCACUGUCAAAAGGGCCCCGUUGUCAUCUCAUUUGAAUUUUUGUCAAGACAUUGGCGAUUAUUCGCCAUUUUCCCCAAAUUUCACUUGGCUAAAAUCGCCACACUUAAAGAGGACCCAUAGCCACCAUGUAGGAAAAUUCGCCAAACUUUAGCGAGAGUUCGCCAUUUUCGUGAGCCCCUUUGCUUCGUCACAACAUAUUCGUCAAAGUUUGGCGAAUUUUCGUCAUUAUCGCCAAUGCUUGCAUUUCUGGACAUAUCUCCAUAGGUUCGACUCCUGUUGGGAAUACUCUUACUUUUUUCUUUCGAUCAGCCUGUGUCAUUUACUGGAAAAUCAUCUUUGUCACCAUUGCUUUUGUUUAUCAGGUGAGAAUGCCAUCCAGGAUCAGGACGUUCUCAGUGCCGCACUGUACCCCAAAGUCUUCAAAGAUUACAUGUUGUUCAAGGAGGAGUUUGGUCCCGUUCACGGCCUUCCCACCAGGCUGUUCUUUACUGGCCCGGACAUCGGCGAGGAAUUCCAAGUGGAGCUACAACCUGGAAAGGUUUUGAACAUCAAGGUGCUUGCCAUCAGCGACUUGCAUCCUAAUGGACAGAGAGAGGUGUUUUGUGAGAUGAACGGGCAACUCAGGACAGUCAUGGUGGAGGACAAAUCAGUCACUAAGGUAUUAACCAGGGUACUUACCAUUUUAAGAAAGACCUCUUAGAUUGAAAAUCUAAAGUAAAUACCGUAAAUCCUCAUUUAUGGCACCGGAGGGCUUAUUUAUUUCAAGCACAUUUAAGGGAGGGGUGGAGGGGGGGGUUAAUUAAUUUACCGAAAUGGGGCACCAUACAGCUUUAUCAAACAACCAUAAAAUGGUACCAUAAAAUGGUAUCCAUAAAGAACUUCGACCGACGCAAAGUGGAAAUAAUCAAGCACAUGUCGUUAGAGGUCUUGUAGCCAAAGAUCAAACUUCCAGCACAUGAAUUAACCAUACCGGAUCAGUCCGUCCAUCUUUUAUUAAUUUGGUGGUGAUGAAUACGGAGGGAGGGGAGAGGGCUUAAUAAUUUUUUCCCCUGAAAAGAGGGGGUGGUGGGGGGGGGGGCUCAUUAGAGAGGGAGGACUUAUAAUAGGGGAUUUAUGGUAAUCGAUGUUUCGAUUUACAUUUAAGCAGUCUCAGACUGUUGUGAAGACUGCUCACACCCCUAUUUGAUAAACGCACGAACUGAAUUCUUUUCCCCUGCUUCCAAGCGUUCGUUUCCUUUGCUAUUUGUCGCGUUUUUUCCAGUUUGCGUGCCUUGCGUGGCAGGCGUUUUAAGGGAAAUUAAAGCCCGUGCGUACAUAUAGGGUGCGCACGAGAGAGAAGCACUCAUUGCGUUCUCGCAUGCCUCUAUUCCCCCUUCCAAUUCUCUCCAAACACCUGCCACGCAAGCUAUGUUCUGCGUCGAAAAAAUAGAGAGAUGCCAUUAAUAGUCUGUCUUUUUCCGCGUUAAUUGCCACUUCGCCUCUCCGAUUUUGUCCGUCAUUUACCCUAGUCACAUUCACAUUAUCUCGUCCUCAAAUCUUUGUCCACGAGAGAUCUGGGUACAAGAGUUGUCGGUUCCCUGUUGAAAGGCAUUUAUUUUAUUCUUUAGACUUUGGAGCGACAUCCUAAAGCUGACAAAGGAGUCAAAGGCUCUGUUGGAGCUCCCAUGCCCGGGAAGGUAGUAGGCAUCCGUGUAAAAGAGAAAGAAGUUGUGAAGAAGGGAGCUCCAUUGGUUGUACUGAGCGCCAUGAAAAUGGAGACAAAUGUUAGCGCCCCGAUCGAUGGUACGGUCACCAAAAUUUCCGUCAGUCUUAACCAGAGCUUAGAGGCAGGAGACUUGCUUGUUGAUAUUGAACCACUCAGUUAAAUCGGCGACAGUCAUUGAGCUAUCGGGAAGUGUUCGGUGUCAUUCCGAAGUACUCGGUUGUUGGUGGUGUAGUUACUUGUAGUAAAUAAUGGAGGAUGACAAAUCCAGUACGGUUAAAUAUUUUUAUCCAUAAAGGCAAACUCUUUGUUUAACAAAUCUUAGUACCAGUGAUGAUGGAUAUGCUUUGCAGUUCAGGUUCAGAGUAAAUGCUUAAGGGAUUGGCAGUUUAGGCUCUUGAAGCACUUCAGAUGAUGAAUCCCGGAUGAAACACCUGUAAUCUGGUUUUUUUAAAUUAAUUUUUAAUUGUUGUUUGCUCGAGAGAGGGCUAGGUGACAGGAAGUGGUUUGAGGCACGUGUUCCUUGCGCGCCACAUUAGGCUGACUUAGCAAGAGAACGGGAACGUCACUUGACGACGGCGCACGCAAAGCAAGCCACUGGCUUGGCCAAUGGCAGGAGCGGCAAGUUGGGAACCGGAGGUCGAGUUUAGUCCUUUUCGGGCGCUUUCUCAUUGUCAAAUAACGUUCCCGUUCUGUUGCUAAUCAGCCUAUUAUACUCUAAAAGGACCGGGAACGAAGCUUCAAAGCAUCUUGAUGGCGAAAAGAAAAAAGAAAUGUCACUGGCCUAAAAAGCUCUUAGUAGCAAUAGUAUAACGUUAAUAUAUUGACAGUAACUCAGUCCUUAUCAACAUUUGCUGGAUUGGGGUCUGAAAAAAAUUAUUGCUUGAAAAUCCAUUGCGGCUAGUUCAAACAUUAUACUUUCUUCACUUAAAUCACGUAAAGAAUUAAUUUCUGUUAGGUAUAUCAAGUCAACUUUCUUUUGUUCCAAAAUCCAGUAACUAAUGUACGUAAAAAUGUGUAGGGAAAAAUUGUUCGCUUGGUCUUAGCAAAGCGCUCUCCUAGUCCAAGUGAUAAAAAAUACUAUGUUUACGUUAGUAGUUAUGGUAAUAAUUUCCAAUUAAUAAAACCAUCUUUAAAAAGUAAAUAUUAAAUCAACUAAACGUCACUAAUGUAAUAGAUGCAGUCUUGGGAGGCAAACUGAGCUUUAUAUAAUGUGAUUACUUUGCGAUAAUGUGUAAUUAGAGGGUUAACAUACAAGGUAAUGAUCUCAUUCUUUGUAGUGUGUCCCGGCUUUCGUAAUGAUCAAGGUGCCAAAACAUGAAUUAUUUACUGCCGUAUGACGCUGAACUAAGCUACCUUUCCGCGUCCUCUAUCACUCUAGUAAGGGAGAAGAAAAGAUAUGGAAUAUUUGGUAGCCAACCAACCACCAUUUUAGGUCGAAGCCUCUUCUCGGUGGAAUGGCAUAACGAUGAAGCUUUCCACGUUUUUUUUAUUUUUUAUUUUUUUAUUUUUCAACUUCUGACAUGUACAAGUUAGGGAAAAUCCGUCGUCA
Molecule: messenger RNA, 27531 nt
Organism: Porites lobata
Lineage: Eukaryota; Metazoa; Cnidaria; Anthozoa; Scleractinia; Poritidae
Source: the annotation of a GenBank genome assembly